This is a messenger RNA of Knipowitschia caucasica, 1155 nucleotides long. Lineage: Eukaryota; Metazoa; Chordata; Actinopteri; Gobiiformes; Gobiidae. The record is from the annotation of a GenBank genome assembly.
AUGUCCCGGGGAAAGGAGGCCUCAGGAGGAGAUGGAGAGGCCGGGCAGGACCACACCGAACGCGGGGACUCGCUGCUGUGUCUGCGGCUUGCGCUGAGGGCCUGCACGUCCCAGGCCGAGCCCAGGGGAGACCUGUCCGCCUGCAGAGCUCUGUCCCCGGGUCACUUCAGGAGCGGACCCAGUGCUGCUCCAGGGAGGCUGGCGUCUCUCAGAACCAGGGACAUGACUCUGGUAGGGCCACCCAAAAAACCACGGAGAACAUUUGAACCGAAUGUCCACGUUGUAAGAAAGAGCAAAGAUGAACUUAAAGAACACACGACCACUUCCCCACAACAGCGGAGACCGGAGAGAGAGGAGAAGAGAAAAGAGCGAAGGGUAGUAAAGAGAGAGAAACCACGGACCAUUCAGUCUCACUCCAUCUUUGAGCAGGCUCCCGCUGCAGCCUGCACACGGAGAACAGGCCGAGGCAGUGGUCCGUGUGAGACCACCCUGUCCACUCAGCUAAAGCGUGAACCGCAGGACGACGGCCAGGCUGCUCUAGACAAACUCUACAGAGACGACUUUAUCGAUGAUCCAUCUCUGAGAAACUGCUCCAAGCUCACUCCCAUCCAGCUUCCCCUGAGACACACCCCCUCCCAGAGCACCACAGCUCACCCCACACGAGGCGGAGACGCAGCCGUGUGUGAGGCCAAGCAGCCGUCUCUGGUGGAACUCUUCAGGGAUCUACAGGUCUCCGACGCCAACGAGCUGUUUUUUAUGCAGCUUCCAGACUGCAUGCCUCUGAAAACUGUAACACCGAAAGCUCCAGACACUGCCGGACGUGGACCCUCAAAACCAGCCAGGAGAGAGAGCCUGCACCAGGGCAAGGCUGGGGAGAACGUGCAAACACAGGAACCGGUGCUGUCAGGUUUUUCCGAGGGCCUUCUGGGUAAACUGCAGCUUCGGAAAUCGGGAAAAGUUGUGUUAAAGCUGGGAGACAUCAGCAUGGACGUGACGGAGGGGGCGGCCUUCUCUUUCCUGCAGCAGCUGGUGUCGGUGCGUUUGUCCGAGGGCCGCUCCGGAGACAUGAUGGUCCUCGGGAACGUCAGUCACAAGCUGGUUUUGUCUCCUGUUUUUCAGACUCUAAUCGAUCAAUCGGAGACUAAGAAGCCGUAG